Molecule: messenger RNA, 624 nt
Organism: Drosophila montana
Lineage: Eukaryota; Metazoa; Arthropoda; Insecta; Diptera; Drosophilidae
Exons: 2
Coding region: 69-338 (89 amino acids)
Biological process (GO): intracellular iron ion homeostasis
Cellular component (GO): nucleus; cytosol
Molecular function (GO): 2 iron, 2 sulfur cluster binding
Source: RefSeq, a predicted model, not a curated record
GCCGGUACCCCCUGCAGCAUUUCCCUUAGUUUGGUUGUUAAAAAUAAAAGUAAUAAAACAUAAUAAAUAUGAGUAAAUACACCGCAAAGUAUUUGGAAGACAAGCUGAAAGAUAAGCUCGAGGCAACGUACGUUCAAGUUUCAGACGACUCCGAUGGAUGUGGUGGCAAAUUCAGCGCUGUCAUCGUCUCUAAAGCAUUCGAGGGAAAAGCACUCCUGCAAAAGCACAGACUAGUUAACACAACGCUCGCCGAGGAACUAAAGGAAAUACACGCUUUCUCGCAAAAAUCAUACACACCCGCAGAGUGGGAGAAAGUGCAACAGCAAGAGAAGCAAUAACCGUAACCUGUUGCUAAAUAGUGGAGCCCAAAACCUGUACAUACCUGCAUAUGUGUGCGUGUGUGUGUAACCGAACCAACCAGCCAACGUCAGACAAAUGCUCGCCAGUCGAAACCCAAAAACAGUUGAACAAAGAAAGUGAAAGGGAAACAGCCGAUGAACGGAGCUACAAUAAAAAACGCAAAUUACUCGUAACAUUACAUAAAAACUCAAAGAAACAUACAUAAUACAAAUAAAGCGAGAACCUGAUCUCUAGUGACCCGUGCUUGACGCCAUUUUGCAUAAA